Messenger RNA from Hydra vulgaris (swiftwater hydra), 2051 nucleotides. RefSeq lists its product as uncharacterized. NCBI's taxonomy places the organism in Eukaryota, Metazoa, Cnidaria, Hydrozoa, Anthoathecata, Hydridae. The record is from RefSeq and is a predicted model, not a curated record.
AAACAAUGAGACAUACUUGAGUUGAAUCAAUUUUACUGAAAAACUAUCAGUAUUGCUUUGUUGCAGAAACUUAUGAAACUUGCUAAAAUAGUGUUCAAAAUUUAUGAUAGCAAAAUAUUAAAACAUUUAAUCGCUUUGGAACAUUUGUUUAUAUAUUUUGGAAAUUUGCGCUCUAGUUAAAUAAAGUGAAAAAACUUAAAAAAAUGUACAAAAACACACGUUCAUAUCGCUGGGAUGAGAAUAAAUCGUUUCAUCGACGCGAUGAUACAUCAUCCCGCCAACUCGAUGAAAAAUUGAUUAAAAAAAAUUGGUUAUUUAAGAAUAAAAAAGAGUUGAUUACAAACUUCGAAAGAAAUGAUAUAACAUUGGAUUCAAAUGGUUUCGUGGAUAACUUUGUAUCUAUUGGAUCGUAUAACUGGGCUCGACAGAGCACACCGGAUAAACCAGUAAUUAUAGUACCUGGUAUACCCAAUUAUAUUAAAGAAAAUCUAGUUUGUCAAAAGCUUAAAAAGAGCGAUGUUCAACGUGUAUGCGAUGAAAAUCAAUAUUAUAUGAGUAAGCAUCCAAUGGAACCUAUGUUUCAAGCUGUUUUACUGUGUACUCCUGAAUACGAUUUUAGCUCGGUUGAUUUGAUAACUGAUCGUAUCAACUUGCGUAAAUUAUUCGAGUUUGUUGAAGGUAAUUCAAAAGAUUCAUUUCGAAUUGACAUUCAAAUGAAUGAAAAUGAUACGUUGAUACUUAUUCGCAACGAUGAGAACGUCAUUUUGCCGUGCCGAGACUAUAGUAUUGAUUUUAAAACCAAAUUUACAGAAAAUGGGUCACCUGAAGCCGGAAGUUGUUGGAAUAUUGUCACUUAUAUGUUAGGUAGUAUACGUGUAAUGUGUCAAGCUCAAGUAGAUUGCGUUGAAAAAAAUAGUUGUUCAGUUCACGCAGAGUUACUGCCAAAAAAAAAAGAACCGAUUGCAUUUGAUGAAAGUUCUAAAUUAAUGCUGAUUGAAGGUGGAGAUUUUGACAAUCAAAAGUAUGAAAAAUUUAUUGAAUUAACAACAAAAGGUAUCUAUAUGAAUAAUUACGAAUUUCCUACGAAUAAAUGGAGUCAUUUAUUGUUUUUCAACAUAAAUAUUAUGGUUUUUGGUUGGCAUGAGAGGGGGGUUUUAAAAAAAAUUGAAAAGAUUUCAUUUGAAGAAGUGUCUGAAAGGUGUAAUCGUAAAGAAGAGGAGUAUCAACAAUCAUUAGGGAAAUUGUGUUCUUUGAUUAAGAUGAUAAAAGAAAAAAUAAAAAGCUGUGCGGAACACAAAAGUGGUUUUGCUGUUGUCUUUGAUGGCAAUAACGAUAAAAAGUCACUGGAAUUAUUUACGGUUUGCAAGAAUUUUGAUGUUCUUACCCCUGCUUUGAAGAUGAAGGUUUUCAAAUAAGCCUUACUUUUACAAAAAAUUAUUUGAUUUUUGUGUUAUACAUUAUUUUUCAUUAUGACAUUUUUUAGCAUAAGUUUAACUUCAUUAAACAGCGUUUUAGCUUUUAUAAUAUACAACAUCCCUGCGUAAUAAAUUCAGAAUCAUGUUUACUUUAUAUUCAAAAAUGUUGCUAAUAUUAAAUCAUAUUGAACUGCGUUUAAAUUAGCCGAAUUGAUUUAAAUAUACGUUUUGUAAUUUAAUACAACUGGUCUUAAUAAUAACAUUAACACAUUUUUUUAACUGAUUUUGACCUCUUUUUGGAAAGAUCACUUUCACUUGUAUACUUGACUGAUAUAAACUUUUUCAGAAACUUUUUUUUUCAUUUCUAAAAUUACUUUAACUACCAAAGCAAACUGUCUACCACUACCUCACUACCGCUUUACUACGUUUACUGUUAUUACCACUAUUAUUACCCUAUUUCUACAAAAUUAAAUGGUUUAGAUACUUUAUGUUGAAUAAAAUUGGAACUAGUAAAUCAAAUUGUGAAAAUUAUUUUUCGUUAUAACAUUUUGUGGUUUUUAUAUUAUUAACUGUAACCUUGUAUUUUAAAAGAUGAUAAAAUAGUUAACACGUUUCUUGAAACGUUUGAGUUUGAAA